AAUCAAAUUGUGCGCUAAUGUGGAUAAGACGUUGCUUUGCGCACAUCGGGAAGCGCGUAAAACCUGUGCGCAACUUGACACCGUUUCACCUUUCCUUGAUCCCGAGUCUGCAGCCAAUCAGCGGCAUUCAGGGACACAUGAACGGUGUGAAUAACCACCGAACAGGCUCCGGGCAGGCAGUAGGAACAAAGGAUCCCAGCCGCCCUCCGCCAACAAAACCUUCUUUCUCUGCGCAGAUUUGCACUUUUCACCGGCCACUUACGCGUCAUAAUUUGGACACGACUCGAUAAAAACUAUACGUAAUUCCUUGCGUGUUGUCCCAUCGCUCGCUUUCGUUGGAGAGGUAGGAAGAAGAGAAGAAACUUAGCGUCGCGGUGCUGCUGCUGCUGCUGGUGGAGAGAGUACGUUUGGUCGUUUGCUUGGAAUCUUUUCUUGGAUUCGCGGAUUUAAAGGCAACGCGUGACGGAGCUGCAGCGUGUGACUGAUAACGUCAUGAGAAAAGCACUUGAGAAGGUGAUUGCUGCUUUGAUGCUCUGACCUUUGACUGAGCAGAGAUGACGUUUUCUCUCGAGCUCUGGACUCUGAUGGAUUAGGAGGUUCAUCCACGAUCUCUCUGCUUCCCGCCCCGUUCCAAAGAGGAGCUCCCGUGUUGCUUCCGUGCCCAUGAGGUAGCGUCCGGACUGGGCCCGCUCCCCUCAUCGCUGCCCCUGGUCCCUCCAUCAGCUCCGCCCGUCACCCCACCACACCCCCUCCUCUCCUCACCCCUCUCCCUUCUUCAGCCAUGGGACAGAAGAUUUCGGGCAGCAUCAAAUCCGUGGACGUACGCGGGGAACCUUCAUAUCGCCCGGUUCGGAGAGAGCUACGCGGACCCGAUUUCUGCCGACCGCCUAGACUGGACCUACUCUUGGACAUGCCUCCUGCUAGCCACGAAAUCCAACUCAAACACGCGUGGAACCCAGAUGACCGAUCGCUUAAUAUUUUCGUGAAGGAGGAUGAUAAAUUGACUUUUCAUCGACACCCCGUAGCACAAAGCACGGAUUGUAUCAGAGCGAAAGUUGGAUUUACAAGAGGUUUGCAUGUUUGGAGAAUUAACUGGCCCGCAAGGCAACGAGGUACGCACGCAGUAGUUGGAGUAGCGACAGCAGAGGCGUCGCUCCAUUCGGUUGGAUAUACAGCUUUAGUUGGCUCGGACUCAGAAUCUUGGGGUUGGGAUUUGGGACGGAAUAGACUUUAUCACGAUGGGAAAAACAGACCAGCUUCGACCAUGGCUCCUACUUAUCCGUGUUUUUUGGAGCCAGAUGAGUCAUUUGUGUUGCCGGAUUCGCUCACAGUGAUUUUGGACAUGGACGAAGGCACUCUAAGCUUUAUGGUGGAUGGACAGUAUCUGGGCGUGGCGUUCAGAGGGCUCAAGGGGAAGAGGCUGUACCCCAUCGUGAGCGCGGUUUGGGGGCACUGCGAAGUCACUAUGCGCUACAUCAACGGACUGGAUCCCGAGCCCCUCCCUCUCAUGGACCUGUGCAGACGAGUGGCCCGAGUAGCUUUGGGACGAGACCGGAUCCACCACAUCGACUCCCUCCCUCUGCCGCAAACGCUCAAAAACUACCUCCAAUACCAAUAAAGACUGUCUAUAGCAUCAACACAGGACGCAAGGUGGACCUAUCCGUUCUAACCAGCUGGAACUGCGAUGUAAAGCAUGACAAAACACACAGACAGUUGCAAAAAAAUGAUUUCGUUUACAAGAUUUCAGAUUUCUUAGAUUUUGGAUUUUUUUUAAUCUGCUUUUUUUUUUUUUCCUUUCUUUUUAAACUUUGCUUUCUUGGUGCGCUACUAAGGUGGAGAAGUUGACCGUGAGAUUACAAGUGUUGCAGUGCAGUUUAGCAGAUACAAGCCUUAAAUCUUACGCACAAAAUCAGUUAGUGUUUAUGGAUAUAUACAUGAAAAUAGAAAGUGAAGUAAUGCUUUUUUGUCUGAAACAGAUUACAGUAGUGUCAUGGGUUUGCUGAAAACAAUGGACCCUCUGUGAGCAGUAAUGCAGCCACUUAAGAUACCAAAACAACUAGUUACUCAACAUGGGUUUUCUCCUUAUUUACAAAAGAUCUAAAAAGUUGGGACACUGUAAAUACACAAGACGAGCUCAUAAUGCCGGUUUUUAGUAUUAAGGUGCGUUGUGUAACUUUUCUGGUGGGUUUUCGUCAUUUAAAUGUUCUUUCUUUGACUGGAAUGUUUCACAGUAUGGCAUUAAACCUUUCUGUCGUCAUGAAGACCAAACAAGGCGAAGAUACAGGUCAGAUCUGUGAAGAGGUCACAGAAAGAAUACAUAUUUUUCUGGGUAGUUUUGAGCAGUGGAACCACCUCUGAUUGAGUGCAAAUGUAAUGUAGAGCUGUUUAAUGUUAUACUGUGGAACAUUCCUUGUAGAGCAAUGGCGUAUCCAUAGAAACAAGCAGUUAACGGACCCCCAACCUAACCUAAGUUUCAUAAAUCUGUAAAUUCAAUUAAAGGUGCGUAAUUUUUGAUGAUUGAGGGUCUGUCAACUGCUUUGUCACAAGUACAUGUUGGUGAUGUCAACAGACCAGGUUACAAGUCAGAUCUGUGGAGAGGCGAGACCCACUCACAUUAAGAAAGCAUGUUUUUCCAGGUAUUCCGAGGAGGAGAAAAAAAACAAAAAAACAUGCGUAACUGAAUAAAUGAAAAAAGAAAAUUAAUUUACUCCCACACUAUGGAACAUUGCAGGUAAACAAAAAAUAUCUCCAUGGGCACAAGCAGGUAGCAGACCCUCCACCAGAAAAGGUACAUUGGUGAAAAGACGGAAAAAUUCAAGUUCACAAUAAGUUGUCUUUCCAAUUUAAAAAAAAAUUUAAAUUUUUUUAAAAAGUUCAUACAAAAAUUGAAACACAAUAUAUUAAAUUAAAGAAGUAUUAUAAGUUGCUUUUUCUUCAAAAUACUAGUCUGCCAUUAUACUACUACUAUUGUGUGCCCCCUAGUGGUUAUAAUUGAAUGGGUUGCAAUCAUCAAAUGUAAUGUAAUUUUUAAUAUAAAACUAUAAAUAUGUCUUAAUUGGUAUGUUGUUUUUAAUUACAUAUAAAACCCAACUCUUCGAUUAACAAUUUAGGAUUCAUGUACAUUUUGAAGGUCUGGUCUGAUUUAGUGGCAGUUAUGGGUUUUAUUGAAUUUACAUAUUUUUAAAUUUUUAAUUUUCAGUGUCCCAACUUUUAAAAAUUUUGAUGAUAUUUUUCUCAAAUCUUAAAAUUCCAAAACCAUGUCUUGGACUGACAGUGUACCCGAGAUCUAACCCAAAGCACAGUAUCUCUAACAAAAACACUAAAUGGUUUUAAAUGCUGCUUUCCUCUUUCUUUCCACCAUUUUGGCCUCUUGAGUUUUUAAUCAUUUGCUUUUGAAAGAUGGUCUUAAGAGAUUUUUUAGUCUUUUUUUCUAUGUAUUUUGAGAUUUAUGCGGGGUCCAUGUCUCGCAGGUUCAAGAAUGUGCUGCCAUGAGAUCUUUUAAUGUGAAGAAUAAACUUGGCUAAACUUGUA
This is a messenger RNA of Boleophthalmus pectinirostris (great blue-spotted mudskipper), 3531 nucleotides long. Its product is annotated as SPRY domain-containing SOCS box protein 4. The transcript is spliced from 5 exons. Bases 782 to 1618 code for a protein of 278 amino acids. The record is from RefSeq and is a predicted model, not a curated record. Gene Ontology annotation, cellular component: SCF ubiquitin ligase complex. Gene Ontology annotation, biological process: intracellular signal transduction; proteasome-mediated ubiquitin-dependent protein catabolic process. Gene Ontology annotation, molecular function: protein binding. NCBI's taxonomy places the organism in Eukaryota, Metazoa, Chordata, Actinopteri, Gobiiformes, Gobiidae.